AUGUUUAACCCAGACAUUAACGAUUACCAAUUGACUUCAAUAAUAUCGGAAUGCUGCGGCGGUAUCGCUGUUGUUUACUCCGCAGUGCAUAAGCCAGAUAACCAGACUGUUGCUAUUAAGAGGUACUUUGUGGACAAAUCGAAGGAAAAAGCCACAUUAAUACAGCAAGAUAUCUUAACAAGAAGGGAGUUGCAACACCCAAACAUUCUACCAUACUUAACAUCAUUUGUGCACGGCCAGGAGUUGUAUGUGGUAUCUCCUCUAAUGGAGCUGGGAUCCUGUCGAGAUAUCUUGGAUAGAUACUUUCAGGAAGGUCUGCCAGAGCUAGCCUGUGCCAUCAUACUGAGGGAUGUUUUGUUGGCUCUUCAGUAUUUGCAUAUACAGUUUUAUGUACAUAGGAGUGUCCGUGCAAGUCAUGUACUGUUGGACACACAGGGUAACGUCUGCUUAUCAGGGCUGCGAAGUGCAGCCAGCAUGAUGGUGCGCGGCCGAAGACAGAAACAAUUGCAUAGCUUACCACCUCCAGACCAUGACAAUGCCAAUCUCAUGUGGUUGAGCCCGGAAUUAUUGGAACAGAAUCUCAAAGGAUAUGAUGAACAAUCCGAUAUCUAUUCACUGGGUGUGCUCUGCUGUGAAUUGGCCAAUGGGGCUGUCCCAUUUGCAGAAGUUCCCACCACACUAAUGUUCACUGAGAAGGUGAGGGGUAAUCGACCACAGCUGCUGGACUGCUCAUCAUUCCCUGAACCUUUGGAUGACGGAGAAAUGAAAAGUAUGUACAAUACAGACAGCGGUGUGGGAGAUAGCGCAGAAGGCAUGUGCCGAGUUCGAUUAGUCUAUGCCCGGCGCAAACUAUCGGACACUUUCCAUAGACUAACAGACAGCGCAUUACAUAGAGACCCAGACAAGCGGCCGUCAGCCACUCAACUUCUCAACCAUCCGUUCUUCAAGCAGAUCAGGCGAGGUGAUUACUUGCCUGGUCUCAUUGGUAGAGUCAAACCGAUCCAGCCUGACCAAAGUGAUAUAUCAGCUUUAUUAUUGGAAGAAAAAUUAUCGGACAUGGAUAUCGAAAAAACCACCGAGUGGGACUUUUAG
Messenger RNA from Leptosia nina, 1092 nucleotides. Lineage: Eukaryota; Metazoa; Arthropoda; Insecta; Lepidoptera; Pieridae. The record is from the annotation of a GenBank genome assembly.